Molecule: messenger RNA, 1927 nt
Organism: Chroicocephalus ridibundus (black-headed gull)
Lineage: Eukaryota; Metazoa; Chordata; Aves; Charadriiformes; Laridae
Gene: TLX2
Product: T cell leukemia homeobox 2
Exons: 3
Coding region: 1-852 (283 amino acids)
Biological process (GO): regulation of transcription by RNA polymerase II; animal organ development
Cellular component (GO): nucleus
Molecular function (GO): RNA polymerase II cis-regulatory region sequence-specific DNA binding; DNA-binding transcription factor activity, RNA polymerase II-specific
Source: RefSeq, a predicted model, not a curated record
AUGGAGGUGGCGGCGCUGGCGAGGGAGGGCGGCGGCCAGGGCCCCCCGCCACACGAGCCCAUCAGCUUCGGCAUCGACCAGAUCCUCGGCGGCCCCGAGCCCGCGGGCGGCGGCGCCGGGCCGGCCCGGGCGGCGGGGGAGCCCGACUACGGGCUCUACGGCGGCGGCUACGGGCCCGCCUGCUCCCUCGGCUCCUACAACCUCAACAUGAGCAUGAACGUGAGCGUCAACGUGACCCCCGCGCCCGCCGCGCCGCCCGCCGGGGUCAUCCGCGUCCCGGCGCACCGGCCCGCGCCCGCCGCGCCGCCCGCCGCCCCGCCGCCGGUGCCCGGGCUCUCGGGGCUAACCUUCCCUUGGAUGGAGACGACGCGCCGCAUCGCCAAGGAUCGGCUCUCAGCCGCGCUGUCGCCCUUUGCGGCGACCCGGCGGAUCGGGCACCCCUACCAGAACCGCACGCCGCCCAAGCGGAAGAAACCGCGCACCUCCUUCAGCCGGGUGCAGAUCUGCGAGCUGGAGAAGCGCUUCCACCGCCAGAAGUACCUGGCCUCGGCCGAGCGCGCCACCCUGGCCAAGGCCCUCAAGAUGACGGACGCCCAGGUCAAGACCUGGUUCCAGAACCGCCGCACCAAGUGGAGGAGGCAGACGGCGGAGGAACGCGAGGCGGAGCGCCAGCAGGCCAACCGCCUGAUGCUGCACCUGCAGCAGGAGGCCUUCCAGAAGAGCCUGAGCCAACCGCUGCCCCAGGACCCGCUCUGCAUGCACAACUCCUCCCUCUACGCCCUGCAGAACCUGCAGCCCUGGGCUGAGGACAACAAGGUGACGUCCGUCUCAGGGGUGGCCUCUGUGGUGUGAGGUCCCCCGGAGAGCUGUGGACAUGCCGGGAGGCGGCGGUGGGUGCCCGCGGUGGGGUCUGAGCCUGGCACCUCUGGCCCGCGGCGGGGAGGGGGCUGCUGCUUCCUGGGAGACCCUCCCCAUUGGCAGCCCCCUCCCUGCCGCAGGCCAGCCCCCUUGGGCUCCCCCUCAGCCACCCCGCAGCUCCGAGUGGGCGGACGUUCCCCUGCCAUUGGACUCAAAGCUCUGCCUGGAGCACUGCUGCGGGCAGUCCCUUGCCCGGACCCCCCCGGGAGCCCAGGGCUGGGUCCCCCACACCACGUGGGCCUCUGCAAGUCCAAUUCCCCCUCCCCAGGGCCCCUAGCUCCAGGGGCAGCUCCUCGGGUGGUCCCUGCUCAGGACCUGCUGCCUGCCCAUCAGCGGCUCUCCCAGCUGGGCCAGGCCCCUCUCCCCCGAUGGCAGCCACAGCCCUCAUCUCACCCAGGGUGGGCUGAGCGGGGUGCGUGGUGGGCCCCCGCAUUCCUGGUGAUGGGGGCUCCCCCUGCCCUCGCUGGUGGCCACCACAGGGUCUGCACCACCCGCGCACACUUGCCUUAUCCUGAUUGGAGUUUGCGAGCUCUGGCUUCCAGCAGUGGCCACCAGGCUGGACGAGGAACCUGGCCCCGCAGCCCCCAGUCCCCCCAGCGGUGUGACAGACUGAUGGACUGGGCUCAUUUGCCCCGUGGGCUGGGCUCCCUGGCAUUCUUGGCCCCCGCACCCACCAGUCUGCCAGCUCCCUGCGGCCCUGGGCCUGGACGUGCCCCUGCAGCACCCCACGAUGGACUUGGGGUGCCCCUGCAUACCAAAGGACUGCACCAGCCCCGCCCCGAGCGGGGCUGCCCUUGUGCCUGCCUUCCCCCCGCCAGUGCCUGUCUGGCUCCCAGGACGCCCUUCACCUUGGCCUCGUGACUGAACCUUGAUCUGGCGUGACCCACAGCACACUCGUGGGGAGGCAGAGGGGUCCACUGGGGGCUGAACACCCACCCCCCCCCAGCAAAUGUCUUCCCCCCCUCCCCCCCGCCCUUCCCUGAUGAUGCCCUGAGUGUGCCCAGCACUG